Messenger RNA from Exophiala oligosperma, 2276 nucleotides. RefSeq lists its product as uncharacterized. The transcript has 4 exons. Gene Ontology annotation, molecular function: FAD binding; 3-(3-hydroxyphenyl)propionate hydroxylase activity. Gene Ontology annotation, biological process: 3-(3-hydroxy)phenylpropionate catabolic process. The record is from RefSeq and is a predicted model, not a curated record. Bases 228 to 2276 code for a protein of 682 amino acids. NCBI's taxonomy places the organism in Eukaryota, Fungi, Ascomycota, Eurotiomycetes, Chaetothyriales, Herpotrichiellaceae.
UGGUACCCUUUCCACGAUGUUUUUCCCACCGGGGCAAACCAAGGCGGCGGCCUAUUUGCAGACACACACAAAAGUCAGUCCACUUUGUCACUUUCUCUAAACAGUUCUGCCAGAUGUCUGUAUGUACGGGUUUGGGUUUAAAAAAGUCCCUCGUACUCGUAGCACCGUAUGAAUGACUUUUCCUGGGGGAAUUGUUACACUACUCUUUAUAUCCGAACGGAAUCACAAUGAGUCUUGAUAAUACCAACGACACUACUACGAAGCAAGACAUCAAGAUGGACGAUGGAGAGGAGAUGACGACGGAAGUCAUCAUAUGUGGCUGUGGCCCGACCGGUGCCCUGCUCAGCGCUCUCCUGGGCCGGAAGUCCAUACCAAACGUCGUGAUCGAGCGAGAGCGGGAAAUCGUCACGGACCCGCGAGGCAUCGCGCUCGACGAGGACGGCAUUCGCCUCUUGCAGGAGAUCGGCAUCUACGACAAGGUCUACAGCGAGAUCGGCGAGCCCAUCUCGCACCUGUGGUUCACUUCGGGCAAGGACGGCCUGAUGACCAAACCCUUUAUGCACGUAGACCUGUCGACGACCCACGGUGGCAGCGGGCACGUCGGCGGCAUCUGCCACAGACAACCCGUUAUGGAGAAGUACGUGCGGCAGUCGGCAAUGGCUUGUCCUGCAUCAGAACUAAAACUGGGUUGUACGGUCACCCAGAUCGAGGAGACCGACGACCACGUCAGGGUCAAGUACACAGACGACUCAAUGGGAGGUGUGGAGAAGUCGAUCAAGGGCAAGUUUCUGGUCGGUGCCGACGGCAAGACGGGAUUCACGAGGAAGAUGUACCUUGAGAAGAGAGGAGUGGUGUUGGAGUCUGUUCCUGGGUACGAGUAUCAAGAGACAUGGGUCGCGGUGAAUUAUCACAUGGACCUCCCGACACCAGAAACGCACCCAGAUUUCCCACUGUGGAGGCUAGGCUUCACCCCUCAAGACGUCUACGACGCCUUUUUUCCCAAGAAUUUCAGGUUCAUCGGAAACCCCGACAGACCUUCCGUGUGUGGAACGUUUGGCUUGAGGAAGGAACGGCUCUGGCGGUUCGAGUAUGUCGUCGACGUCGACAUGGGCGAAGACCCCCAGGAGAUGGCCACUUACGACAAGAUGGCCGCCGUGAUUUUUCCCUAUCUCACCCACCCAGGCAAGACUUAUGGGUUAAAAGAUCCAGUACAGUAUCCAAUCGAUUGCAUACACGUAUUGAGGUCGAGGCCAUUUUCCUUUUCUGCCAGAAGUUGCAACAGGUGGUCAGUGGGAAGAGUGAUUUUGUGUGGUGAUGCGGCUCACGUCAUGCCACCUUUUGGAGGACAAGGUAUUGCUUCCGGGUUCAGAGACGCGGCAGGUAUAGCUUGGAGACUCGUCCUCGCGUGCCGAUCAACUUGUACAAGUUCUACUACCGUUCCUUACGAACGACUUUUCAGCGGCUGGUGCCUGGAACGUAAACAGCAACUCGACAAGUCGAUCGCUUCGACCGUUGCCAACGGUGAACUCACGACUGCCCGAAACCCGUUCAAGAUCUUUGUGAGGGAUUGGAUCUUGUGGUUCAUGAGGCUCGUCCCCAGCGUCAGAAGGAGACUGGAACUCGGUGGGAGAGGAGGCCCCAUGGCUCGGUACAGGUACGUCGACGGGAUGGCUUUCCUCCCGGACCUGAGAGGUGGACGACAACUGGCUCAGGGAUAUUGCAAGGCCGUGUCCUCCGGGAGCAGAUUCGUCGUCGACGCCGACGACGACGUCGAUUUCACAGACAAUGUCAUCUUCCGACCCGAGUCGACUUCGUUCCUGAGACUUUUGGUUUUGGUGGACGAUUUGGAUCAGUUGGAAUCGACACGAAACGAAUUGAAUCGGUCAAAGAUUGAACAACUCUCCAACAAUGAGGUCAAAAUGGAAGAAGUUUGUUAUCUAAUCAUGUCUCCCGGUGUGGGCGUCGGUGACGGGGUAGACGCCCGUGCCGAUGUCAAGGUCUCGUCGAACAACGCCACCGCCGUCGAGUCCACAAACAUCCAAACGCAAAAACGAGUCUACCGCGUCGCGACGGGUGAAGAAUUUGAGGCUUCUGGUCUCUGCGACAACCGUCCUCCUCCCGUCGGAUACGACAUGUUCAGAAUCAAGACCGACCUGGAGGGGGCAAAGUACGUCUUGGUACGACCCGACAGGUUCACGUUCGCGGCGUGCCAUUCGGUUCAAGAGUUGGCGGAAGCGUGCAAAAGGAUAGAAGGUGUCUUCUUCAGCGGGGUGUGA